This is a messenger RNA of Dictyostelium purpureum, 2186 nucleotides long. RefSeq lists its product as uncharacterized. Gene Ontology annotation, biological process: carbohydrate metabolic process. The transcript has 3 exons. The record is from RefSeq and is a predicted model, not a curated record. The coding region runs from base 1 to 2118 and encodes 705 amino acids. Lineage: Eukaryota; Evosea; Eumycetozoa; Dictyosteliales; Dictyosteliaceae. Gene Ontology annotation, molecular function: catalytic activity.
AUGAAAUAUCUCAUAUUUUAUUUAUUUAUUUUAAUAUCAUCACAACCAGCAUGGUGGACAAAUAGAGUUAAAACAGGUAAUUUAAUAUCAUCUAAUGUCGAACCAGCAGCUUAUUUGAUGACCAGUGUUGGUAAUGGUUAUGCAGCUUAUGUCAUUGGUACCAACUCAAUUUAUAUAGGUGGGGUUUUUAAUGGUCCUGCAUUCGCAGUUUCAAAUCCAUCACACAGGGCAUCAAUUCCAAAUUUUCAAAAUAUUGUUUUAAAUGGUUCAAGAUUAGUGUAUGCUGGUUUAGAUAUUCAAAAUGGAACUUACACAAGAGAAUAUUCAUUCAAGUCAAAUGCAAAUACAACUGCAACUCAAACUUUUUAUGCACACCAAACCAUUAGAAAUCUAUUAGUUCAAGAAAUUACUGUUGAUAAUAGUGCUUCAAAUAAAUCUUUUACUUUAACACUCCAUCUAAAUUCCACUUUAAGUACACCAGAUUUUAAAAUUCAAAACACAACUACACACAGCUCUAGUUUUCAAACUUAUGUUGCUACAAUUCUAACACCAGAGUUACCAAAUGGUUUUAUGACAUCAGUAGCAAUUGCCACAUCUGGUGUACCAUCGCAAACUAUCGUUCCAGCCAAUACAGUUAAAACUUUUUAUUUCAUCACUUCAUUAUACACAAAUAUCGAGUCUAGUGAUUAUGUAGAUUUAUGCAGUCAAAUGUAUGUAAAGGGUGUAGGCUCUCAAGAGGAUUUAUUAGAUAUUCAUAAAGAUUCAUGGGCUCAAGUUUGGGAUUCAGGUAUCGAGAUUGGUGGCAAUUUACCUCUUGCUCAAAUAGUCAAUACUUCACUUUACUAUAUUUUAUCAUCGGUUAGAGCUGACUGGCCAUUCGGUUUAUCUCCAGGUAGUUUGUCAUCAAAUGGUUAUCAUGGUCACGGAUUUUGGGAUACCGAAACUUGGAUGUAUCCAAAUCUAAUUGUUUUACAACCAGAAAUUGCAAAAGGUGCUAUCUUACAAUACAGAGUAAAUAAUAUGAAAGAAGCUCAUCUCAAGGCCUUAACUUAUAGACUUGUAUAUCCAAAUGUAACCGGUUUAAUGUAUCCAUGGGAGUCAGCAUUUACUGGUGCUGAAGCAUGUCCAUUGGAUGCUCCUACUGGUGUUCUUGAAGAGCAUAUCACUGCUGAUAUUUCUCUUGCUUUUAGACAAUAUUUCUAUGCAACUGGUGAUGUAGAAUGGUUAUCCCAAACUGGUUAUCAAACAGUCAAAGGAAUAGCAGAGUUUUGGGCUAGUAGAGUAGUUGCAAAUCCAAAUGGUACUUUUUCAAUUAAUACAAUCAUUCCACCUGAUGAAUAUGCAGUUGGCGUAGAUGAUUCAGUUUAUACCAAUGUUGUAGUAAGCAUGGCAUUAAAAUGGGCUAUCGAAGCUGCAUCUAUUGUUGGCGAUACAAGUGCUCCAGUUGAAGAAUGGCAAAACAUUGCUGAUAACAUGGUUGUUCUUUUUGACGAAGAAUUACAAUGGCAUCCAGAAUAUGACGGUUACAGUGGUGAAACUAUUAAACAAGCCGAUGUCGUUCUUUUAGGUUAUCCAUUAAUGUAUAAUAUGUCUCAACAAGUACGUACAAACGAUUUAAUAUAUUAUCAAUCAAAAACUACAUCAAAAGGCCCAGCUAUGACCUAUUCUAUGCAUACUGUUGGUUGGUUGGAGCUUGGUGAUUUAGUAAAUGCUCAAAAAGAAUGGGCAAAAGCAUAUGCAAAUGCUCAAAAACCAUUUUUAGUUUGGACCGAAACUCCAACUGGUGGUACAACUAAUUUUAUUACAGGUGCAGGAGGUUUCCUUCAAGGUGUUAUUAAUGGUUUUGGAGGUCUUAGAAUCCAUCCAAAUUAUCUUACAUUCUAUCCUCAAUUACCAUAUGGAGUUACAUCACUUAAAAUUAGAUCACUAAAUUACUAUAGCUCAACUUUUGAUAUUGCUUGGAACUCAACUUUAAUUUCAGUAAAUAUGGUAUCUAAUAAUGGUCAAUUCAGUUUUACAUUAUUUUCAGAUGGUGUAUUCGAUAAUGUUUCUUUAACAACCUCACCAAUUAAUUUACCAAUAGGAAGUAAAUUCCAAAUCAACGCUAUAAAUAAUUAAAAUAAUAAAAUAAAUAUCUUUAAAAAAUAUAAAAUAAAAUAAUAAAAAAAACUAUUUUUAAAAAUUUU